AUAAAGAGUUAAAGACUCUAGCCCCGAACCGCUUCGCUUUUGUGCUCAACUUCUCUCCGAAGAAACAAACACCUUCUGUGUCAAAAUUCAAAGGAAAGAAAGAAAAGAACCACAACACACUGUUGACUCCUCUUCACUCCGGAAGCUGAAAGCUGAAACGUAGUGUCCCAAACGUUAGAAUCAUAAACCGACAAUGGCUACGGAUAAGUCGGUGAUGGCGGUCAUAAGGGCUGCGAGGCCUUCCUUUCGAAACGACCACGACAAAGCAGCGUUUGUCGUUCACGCCACCUUCCUCUCUUCCGGCUACCUCCUCACCGCCACCGGCCCCCAAGCCCUCUCCGACGACGCCCUCUCGCAUCCCUCCACCGAGGAGGUGUCUGUAGAGAACUGGAACCAACUAGACCAAGAAUAUGCUUUUGUUUAUGUCAAUCCAGAAAAGGUUUCAAAUAAAGUGCUGGUAAAGUGCCUCGUUAUGAAUGAGAAGUUACUCAUUGAUGCCUUGAAGGAAGGGACUUCUGACCCUGCACACCUUGAGAUUUGUGUUAGGGAUUAUACUAUAGCAAAUGAAAGCAGCAAUUAUUCUGAGCAGUUCAAGAAUUUGGAGCAGCUGGUGAGAAGACUAAAUCAGGAUAUCUUAGCCAAAUUAGAUAGCUCCUCCACUUCCAGUUCAGCAAGUAAUCCUCCACGAUCUGGAUCAAGAGAAGCAAGGCAAGAGAUACACGAGCCUCCUGUUGGAUUUGGUGGACAUGGUGGUGCUCCAAUUCAUCCCUCUGGAGUUAUAUAUCCUCCCGUUAAUCCAGUUGGUGAUAGUGAUCUCUUUCCUGGGCCUCCUGCUGGAGUGUACCCUACAUGGGGUGAUCCGGGCACUGGUGGCAGUAUGCUUGUAGGACCUAAUGAUCCCCGUUGGUUUGGUGGAGAAUCCCCUUUCCCCGGAGGACAACCGGGAGUCCCUCCUGGUGUUCCGCUGGGUGCACGGUUUGAUCCCUUUGGCCCACCUGAUGUUCCUGGCUUUGAACCCAACAGGUUUCAGAGGUAUGGUUUGUUAUUUAUUAUACGUCAUUUUGCAGCUAUUUAUUUAUUAGAAUUUAAUUUCGAUGCAUUGUCAGCGUAAAAUAAUUUUACAUGUGCAUCUAAUUAUAUAAAGCUAUAGCAAAAAUAACUACUUUUUAUAUUGGCCACAUAAAUAGUCAUCUAAAAGAACGGAUGUGAUUGCACCACUAUGUAAACUAGAUUAAAAGUUAAGAUGUGUUUCCCUAUCAUGUCUUGCUGGCUUUUGAUGAAGAACUGAACAUAUUUGGUGAAAAAGGAUUAUUGUUAUUACGUGGAAUGUUGAAAACUUCAGUUGUAUUAUUACUUUUCAUAUUUUUAUCGAUGAAAAGUUACCUAAGAUCAUGUUCCUCGCAAGGCUAAAAGUUAUGCCUUUAAGGCUUUAACAAAGCAGCUGUUAGGGAUAGUUAAAUAUGACAUCAACUACAAAAUCAAUAUAUCAUGUGUGUGUGUGAAACACACAGACUGAAUUAAAAUUUUCUUAUUUCUCUUAUUCUUUUUCAAGAGGCCACCGAGGCAAGGUAAUAAUGUUCAUCCAGAUUUGGAACAUUUUCGGAGGGAUGGGGAUUUUAUAUAGUUACCGAAGAUCACGCUGUACAGAGAAAUGUUUAGUCAUCUUUGGAACAUCCA
This is a messenger RNA of Arachis duranensis, 1677 nucleotides long. Its product is annotated as probable proteasome inhibitor. The transcript is spliced from 8 exons. The coding region runs from base 194 to 1111 and encodes 305 amino acids. Gene Ontology annotation, biological process: proteasome-mediated ubiquitin-dependent protein catabolic process. NCBI's taxonomy places the organism in Eukaryota, Viridiplantae, Streptophyta, Magnoliopsida, Fabales, Fabaceae. Gene Ontology annotation, molecular function: endopeptidase inhibitor activity; proteasome binding. The record is from RefSeq and is a predicted model, not a curated record.